AUGGGCGACAAGUAUCCUACUCUACGGAGGGCCCAGUUGCAUCUGGAUUUCAUCCACGCCAACUCCACCACGCACAGUUUCCUUUUUGGAGCACUGGCUGAAUUGCUGGACAACGCAAGAGAUGCGGGGGCUGCAAGGCUUGAUGUGUUUUCAGUGGAUAAUGAAAAACUGCAGGGUGGAUUCAUGUUGUGCUUCCUGGAUGAUGGAUGUGGUAUGAGCCCUGAGGAAGCUUCAGAUAUCAUUUACUUUGGAACAUCUAAGAAACGGUCAUCAACCUUGAAGUUUAUUGGGCAAUAUGGUAAUGGUCUUAAAAGUGGAUCCAUGAGGAUUGGAAAAGACUUUAUUCUUUUUACAAAGAAGGAAGAGACGAUGACCUGUGUGUUUUUUUCUCAGACAUUUUGUGAAAGAGAAGGUCUUAGUGAGGUUGUGGUUCCAAUACCUUCAUGGUUAACAAGAACCAGAGAAUCUUUUACAGAUGAUCCUCAAAAAUUCUCAACAGAAUUAUCUGUCAUUUUUAAGUACUCUCCGUUUAGAAAUGAAGCUGAAUUGAUGCAGCAGUUUGAUGUGAUAUAUGGGAAAUGUGGUACUUUGUUGGUUGUUUAUAACUUGAAGCUUUUGCUUAGCGGAGAGCCAGAGUUGGAUAUUAAGACUGAUAAGGAAGACAUACUGAUGGCUGGAGCUCUGGAGGAUUUUCCAGAGAGAUGGUCAUUCAGAGCCUACACGUCUGUUCUGUAUUUUGAACCUUGGAUGAGAAUAUUCAUUCAGGCCAAAAGAGUUAAAACAAAACACCUAUGUUAUUGCCUCUACAGACCCAGAAAGUAUCUUUAUGUCACGUCUUCUUUUAAAGGAGCAUUUAAAAAUGAAGUUAAAAAGGCAGAGGAAGCAGUGAAGAUUGCUGAAAGCGUAUUGAAAGAAGCACAAAUCACAGCAAACCAGCCUGACAGAACUUCUCUGUCUUCUGCCAAGGAUGUAUUACAGAAAGCUUUGGAAGAUGUAGAAGCAAAGCAUAAGAUUCUUAAAGCGAAACAGAGAGAAUUAAAAAAAGCCAGGACUCUCUGCCUGUUCUUUGGAGUGAACAUAGAAAAUCGAAGCCAAGCUGGGAUGUUCAUUUACAGUAAUAACCGCCUGAUCAAAAUGCAUGAGAAAGUGGGCCCACAGUUGAAACGGAAGUCCUUACUUGGUGCAGGUGUGGUUGGAAUUGUUAAUAUACCCUUGGAGAUCAUGGAGCCAUCCCAUAAUAAGCAGGAGUUUCUCAAUGUCCAAGAGUAUAACCAUCUGCUAAGAGUCAUGGGGCAGUACUUGGUGCAGUACUGUAAGGACACCGGAAUCAGUAAUAGAAAUCUAACAUCGUUUUGGAAUGACUUUGGAUACCAGAAUAACAAGGAUGUGGAGAAAUCUUUAGAUUCUAUUCAGUAUCAAAGAAGACAAGCCAUGGCCAUACCAUACAUCAUUCAGUGUGAUCUUUGCCUUAAAUGGAGAGUCUUGCCUUCUUCUAUUAAUUAUCAGGAAAAAGAAGUUUUUGACCUCUGGAUUUGUGCUAAUAAUCCUAACCUCUUGGAAAACAGUUGCCGUCAGGCAGAAUGCCUACCUUCCAUCCCCCUGGGCACCAUGAACACAGUGUCACCAUCAAAAAAUGAGAAAGAGAAACAACUUCGAGAGGCAGUCCGAAGGUAUCACAAUCGACUGGCAGAACGGCAGCCACGGCCUCAGUUUAUUCCAACAAGUAGAAUCAUGGAGUUCACUACUACCUGCCGAACUUCAGCAUCCAAGGAAAAUACAAAAACUCAGAAAGUCAGGCCUUGGGGCCAUGACUUGAAGCAGGAGUCUCUUGCAUCCUUUGAGCUUUCUGUCAGCACUGAAGGGACAGACUCUGAUGUGGAGUACAUUGCAGAGACCAAAGUUAGGAAGAGGUCUACCCAGAAGAAAGCAAAACCUCAAAAGCAGAGACGUCCCGCAGCCCUGCCAGAAAACAUCAGACUCCCCACGAGAUCCCAGGUGUGGCAAAUAGCACAUCAGCACAGUGUGUGGAGAGCUUAACCAACUGAAGGAACCAUGCAGAACCCACAGGUCUCUUCUCAGGAAAUGAGUAGGACGCAGAGUGAAUACCUCCUGCAGGAAUGUAAGGCUUUGACUGAAGUUGAAACCAGCAACAGAGAUUCAGAUAUAAUCCUGGUUUUAGAUAAAAGUGGCACUGAUGCUUCAUUGAAACAAGAAAAAAGGGAAGUUUCUCUUAUGAAAAAAGAAAAACAGGAGCUGUGUAGUGAUACUCGAGAAAUAAAGAGAAACUCUUCAUUACCUAAUUGGGAAAGUGCACUGACGGAAGAUGUAAGUCCAAGUUCUGGAUACAGUGCCAGCUUUUCUGUGUGCGGUGCUUGUGAAGUUACUUCUUCAGUGACAAAGUUCUCUCAAAGUGCGUGUGUCAAGGAAACAGUAAGAAAACUGAUGUCUAAUUUAAGGGAGAUUCUUCUGUAUUUUUUUUCUGAGUAUCAGCUCCCAUCAGAAUUUGGCGACACAUCUGUGGAGGAAUUCAUGGCAAAUUUUGAGCUGGAGCAGUGCCCAGAGCAGACAAACCAAAAGCUGAGAAUGGGCUUCAGUCAGAUCCAGCAUGUUUACAUGGCCCAAUAUGAAAAAGAACUAAAGAGAAAAAUACAGUCCAUUAUCUAUGAAGCAAAUAGAAGAGGGGUAGUUAAUGAAAUAUCUCUGGAACAAUGUGAACAAAAAAGAAAACUUACUGAAGAUAAACUGAAUAAUCUUCGGGUAAAACUGGCAGCACUUUUGCAGAAACUUCAGCUGGGAGGGCCAACAGGAGACCUGGAGCAGAUUGACAGUUAUUUAGAAGCUUUGCUUAAAGAAGAUAACCCCUUUCGGACCGCUUUAAAUAAAGUGACUGCAGAUACAGGACACAGUCUCCCUUUAGAAAAAACUUGA
Messenger RNA from Suricata suricatta (meerkat), 2928 nucleotides. RefSeq names its product MORC family CW-type zinc finger 1 (gene MORC1). Gene Ontology annotation, cellular component: nucleus. Gene Ontology annotation, molecular function: zinc ion binding. NCBI's taxonomy places the organism in Eukaryota, Metazoa, Chordata, Mammalia, Carnivora, Herpestidae. The record is from RefSeq and is a predicted model, not a curated record.